GAGGAGGAGGAGGGUACUGAGCUGAGAGAAAUCUGUCAGACUCAAACACACUGCUCUCUCUGUGUGUGAUAGAGAGAACGGAGGGAUGAGAGGAGAGGAGGAGAGCUGAGGAACAGAUAGAAACAGAGCAGAGGAGCACAAAGUGAGGUCACUUCACCUAUGGAUCGGGACUCCUACCAGAAACCCGGGGGAUUCCAUGGACGCACGGAGCAGAGUGACAUUCCCUCUGAGUAGUGUAUCUGAUUGACACUGACGCCAAUGCAGCUGUAGAGCAGCCAGGCCCAAGGGUCAGGGGUGAAAGGUCACAGUCUACAAGGGACCACAGCACGGGCUGAAGUUGAGAGGUGCCAGACAGGAGGCUAAGAGACGAAUCAGUGUUCUGGGAAGGAGGGUUUUCGGUGACAGGCGAGGGUCCAGGGGUCAAAGAUGAUGACAUCACAUGGAAAGUUGAGGAGGGAGAAGGGGAGUCUGGCCGAGUACGAAUCACAAAUGAAAGACCUCCGGGCCCAGCUGACAGACCAGAUAAAGAUUUUAGACUCUCAGGUGGAGGUGAAACAGCAACAGCUCUCAGACCUCUCGGAGUUUCUUCGACGCCGUGGGGACAUCGAAGCUGAAUAUGCUCGUGCCCUCGACAAACUCACUGAGAGGUUUACCCACAAGACCAAGAAGAAGGAGCAGUGGGGUCAGUCAGUGUGUCAGGUCUGGUCUGUUUUGCUGACUCAGACUCGUCUGGAGAGCCGGGAACAUGCAGCACUGGGUGACACCUGCUGUAACACACUUACACAGUGGCUGGCGCACAACACCGAGGAUACACACCGUCUACACAAACGGAGCAAAGAAGUCGGCAUCCAGAUGCAGGAUGAGUUGCUAAAGGUCACCACUGAGCUGCAAACGGCUCUAAAGACGUAUAACCAGUACCACACAGACUGUCUGAUCGCUGAGGGGAAACUGAAGGAAGCCGAGCGGUUGGAGGAGAGACACACCGGCAAGUCAGCUGAGCUCGGGCCCGGCCAAUCAGGAGGGCAGAGGCGGAGUUCUGUCAAAAAGAUGGAGAGAUUAAUGGAGAAGAGGCAUGGAAGAGUGCAGGAGACGCAGCUAAAGUGUACCAAGGCUCGGAAUGACUACCUGCUGAAUCUAGCAGCAGCCAACGCAGCCAUGAACAAGUACUACCUGCAGGAUGUCAGCACGCUCAUUGAUUGCUGCGACCUUGGUUUUCAUUUGUCCAUGGAGAGAGUGAUCAAGUGCUACCUGGCCAGUAGGUGUCGCAUUCAGAAGACAGAGGACGCAGGACUGAAGCAGCUGGAGGCCGCUGUGACGUCCCUGGACCAGAGCGGAGACAGGGAUGCGUUACUACAACAGCAUGAUUCAGCCUUCUGUCUUCCAUUCCGAUUCAACUACCACCCACAUGAAGGAGACCAGGUGUGUGAGGUUAGCGCAGAGAGCCAGGUCAGGUACGAGCUGGAGACCAGGUUCCAGCAGCUUCAAUCUCGACUUGCUGCCGUUACCUUGGAAACAGAGGAGGUCAGUAAAACACUUAAAGCCACACUUACUGCCUUGCUGGACAGUAUGUGUGACAGCGACUGCAACCCCUCCCCUGACAUGUCAAGCAGCCAAUUACAUGAGCCCCCUGGGGGAAGCACCGCCCCUAAACUUGCCCUUGCCAAGCGUCGAGCCAAUCAGCAGGAGACAGAGACCUACUAUUUCACAAAAGUGAAGGAGUUCCUCACCAGCAGUUCUCUGACCUCCAAGCUUCAAGCCAAACAUGACCUUCUACAUGAUGCCAUACAAAAAGCUGAGGCCGUGGACAGCGACCCUUCGAGAAUGCAAUGUGCUCGGUCAGUGCGUGUUCGGAAGUCCAGACCUGUUUCCCAAUUCUGCCACACACUCUUCACCACAGACAUACUCUCCUACAUACAGAGCUCUGGGCAGCAGAUUCCUGUGGUGGUUGAAAGCUGCAUCCGUUUCAUAAACCUUCACGGCCUCCACCAUGAAGGGAUAUUCAGAGUUCCCGGAUCGCAGAGGGAAGUUAAUCUCAUCAGAGAUGCAUUCGAGAGAGGAGAGGAUCCUCUGUCAGACAGCGAGUGUGACCUGGACUCUGUGGCCGGUGUAUUGAAGCUUUACUUCAGGGGCCUCGAGCCUCCUCUCUUCCCGUAUGACAGCUACAAUCAGCUGCUGGAGUGUGUCCAAAUCGAGGCAGUGACUGAGAAAGCAGCUCAGAUUAAAGCGAUUGUUUCCACCUUCCCACGGCCCCUCCUCAUUGUGAUGCGCUACCUUUUCGCUUUUCUAAAUCAUGUGUCUCAGUACAGUGAUGAGAACAUGAUGCAGCCCUACAACCUGGCUGUGUGCUUUGGUCCCAGUCUGCUGAGGGGGUUGGAUUCUGAUGAUGCUGUUGCUAGGCAACCACAGGUCAAUGACCUUGUCAAAACCAUGAUCCUACAACACGAUAUCAUCUUCCCCGGCCAAUCAGAGCUGCCGGGCCCCGUCUACGAGAAGCACAUGACUCUGGAGCAGGAAUAUUGUGAACCAAUCACGGAGGAGGGAGAUGGGGAGACGGAGCAUCUGCCCAGUGAGGACGAGUGGGAGGCGGUGGCCAUGUUUGACUACGUGGCCAGAUCUCCUGCAGAGCUAUCGUUCAAGCAGGGAGAGCUCCUCAUCCUCCACAGCAAGGCCUCCUGUGAUUGGUGGAGAGGGGAGGUGGGAGGAGUUAAGGGUCUCAUCCCUCAUAAAUACAUCAGUGUGUUGGAAGGGUCAGAGCGAGGGAAAAGAGAAGAAGGAGGAGGAGGAGGAGGAGGCAGCACUGGAAACCUGACAGUAGAAGAUCCACAGACGGAGAACACAACUCGGAUGCGUGUGAACAGUGACAGCGCUUCGUUGCCAGGGAGACAGAGAGGAAGUGAGGGGAGCCCCAAUCGAAAGCCGCCAACCUCUCCUGCUGCGCGACACUUGCCCAUGUCCCAGGAACGAAGACACACUUUGGACACUUUGAGACAGGGUGGUUUCAGAGCCACAGACCGGCCCCCCUUUGGUCAGCCAGAGAGAGUACCAGUAGACAAGGAGAUGAUCAGUCGCCAGAUGAACUCUGUGUUCAAGGAGCUCCUGUCUCGUCAGCCUCCUGUGCAGUCGUCCACCCUCGCCGCCGCCUCUGCCGCCGCCGUCGCCGCCCCCUCCUCUUCCUCCUCCUCCUCCUCCUCCUCUGUCCCUGUUGCCAAAAAAGGAGGGUUUGGCCUGAGGGGACGGGCCCUUUUCAGACCAGUGGACUAAACCAGAGGAGCAGAGAGGACGGGCUGACUGGAGUUACUUACUGUUAUUUACUGACAUUUGGUGAAGAUUUUAUUUUUCUGACACGUGUAGAAUAUUUGUGCCAUCUCAUGGUGCCACUAGUCUCGUUCUCUUG
Molecule: messenger RNA, 3394 nt
Organism: Sphaeramia orbicularis (orbiculate cardinalfish)
Lineage: Eukaryota; Metazoa; Chordata; Actinopteri; Kurtiformes; Apogonidae
Gene: arhgap4b
Product: Rho GTPase activating protein 4b
Exons: 24
Coding region: 427-3261 (944 amino acids)
Biological process (GO): signal transduction
Molecular function (GO): protein binding
Source: RefSeq, a predicted model, not a curated record